Doryrhamphus excisus (bluestripe pipefish) is the source of this 1732-nucleotide messenger RNA. RefSeq names its product NIPA like domain containing 2 (gene nipal2). Gene Ontology annotation, cellular component: membrane. Gene Ontology annotation, biological process: magnesium ion transport. Gene Ontology annotation, molecular function: magnesium ion transmembrane transporter activity. NCBI's taxonomy places the organism in Eukaryota, Metazoa, Chordata, Actinopteri, Syngnathiformes, Syngnathidae. The record is from RefSeq and is a predicted model, not a curated record.
CUCUUUUUUUUUCUCCUUAAGGUUGCGUUAAAAACUACAUUGUUUGGUUAAUUUCCACAAGUUGAAACAGUUUUAAAAUUAUCUUAGCUUUAAUUGAAUUAUACGCCUAAAAUGUUGUACUAUCAUUAUUAAUCAGCGUAUUUCCAAUGAAAGUAAAGCUCUGACACGUGACCACGAGUAGUUGACAUGCACAACUUUUCCCCGAGUUUGGUCUGCGGUGCCGUGGGUGCGGGAUGCAGGGGACAGAGAGGGCAGACAAAGAUGUGAAAAAGAAGCUUUGGAAGUUUAAACAUUCUUCAUCGUAUGAUUAAAAAAAAAAACAUGGCGAAUUUAAGUGUUCCUUGGGAGGCUCUCAAUUUGACUAUCGCGCUGACUCACCGGGCUGAAGUCCUGGAAAAUCCACUUCAGACGUAUAUCCUGGGAAUCAUCAUCUCUAUUUGUGGGAACAUCCUCAUCAGCAUUUCACUCAACAUACAGAAAUAUGCCCACGUCCGUCAAUCUCAGCGUGCCUCCAAGCCCUACUACACCUCUGUGCUGUGGUGGGGCGGUGUCCUUCUCAUGGGUGUUGGGGAAUUGGGUAAUUUUGCCGCCUACGGCUUUGCUCCAGCAUCUCUCAUAGCCCCACUGGGUUGUGUGUCUGUCAUAGCCAGCGCUAUCAUAUCUGUGAUUUUCCUGAAGGAGACGGUGUGCGUCUCGGACAUUUUAGGUAGCACGCUGGCAAUAACAGGAACCUACGUGCUCGUGACAUUCGCCCCCCACACAUCCACUCACAUUACAGCUCAUCUGGUCCAGUUCUACGCCAUCAGCUGGCACUUCUUGCUCUACCUGACAAUAGAGGUCAUCAUCUUUUGCAUCCUGCUCUUUCUCUACACCAAGAAGAAUAUGAAGCACAUUGUCAUUGUGAUGCUGCUGGUGGCGCUGCUUGCUUCUCUGACGGUCAUCUCAGUGAAGGCCGUGUCAGGAAUGAUCACAGAAUCCAUAAAAGGUCAUCUGCAAUUCAUCUACCCAAUCUUCUACGUCAUGUUCGUCAUCAUGGUGGCAUCUUGUGCUUUUCAAAUCAAAUUUCUUAAUCAGGCAAUGAAGAUGUUUGAUGCCACAGAGGUUGUUCCCGUCAACUUUGUGUUUUUCACUGCAAGUGCCAUCGUUGCAGGGAUAAUCUUUUACCAGGAAUUUGAAGGCUUAGCAUUGCUGAAUAUUUUCAUGUUCAUUUUCGGCUGCCUUCUGUCUUUCCUUGGAGUUUUCCUGAUAGCCCGAAACAGACCAAAAGCAAAGCAACAAGAUCGGAACUUUAUUGCAAUGGAUACGGUCCCAAGGAGGAGACAAACAGACAAAGUGCAGCCUGAGGCGAAAACUCAGACAUAUGGAUCGCUGGCAGCCAAGCUCAUGUGUAACAGAGCUGGCCAAACAGACGAGUCUUAGGACCAGACCCAUCUGUGGGGACUUUGGGGAAGUAUGUGAACACAUGGCCUGGACUGGACUGGGCCAGAAGUGAGAGAAAAAUGGGCGGUGUGGCCACUUAUAUCGGACACUAGUGACACACUCCUCUGUGGUGUUUUGUUUUUUUUUUUAAUUGGAGUGGAGAUUUUAAGAAACAACGGUCAAAAUACGAACUGAACGGUUCAAUGUGUGACGACUUGUAUGUUAAAGAAAAAUGUACAAAUCUGAUCCUUUUAUGUCUGCAUAUAAAUAAAAAAAGUACUUCUGCCCCCCCGACGGUGAGGGAUGAAUGGAA